Messenger RNA from Cylicostephanus goldi, 480 nucleotides. Lineage: Eukaryota; Metazoa; Nematoda; Chromadorea; Rhabditida; Strongylidae. The record is from the annotation of a GenBank genome assembly.
AUGGAAUUUACAGUACGCCUUGUCACUAAACGUGUGCAAGUGCACGUAAAAAAUUUGAAUGUAACCGUUAUACGUCUCUACAUGGGCACAAAAGAAAUUCCCAUUCACGAGGUUGGUCGUGCGGAAAGAGUUCCUAAGUACAACGCUAACGAGCUUAAGAUUUCUAACAACUUCCCUCAACUUCUGGACAUCUACUCGUCAUGUGAUCUCCUGCCGAACCGCAAUUACACUCUCGCCUUGGAAUAUCAAACAAACAUAAACAACCCGAAGUAUGCCGGGAUAUUCACUGCACCGUAUAAGCAUGGAUCAGAGAAUAGGUUCAAGACCGCCACACAUCUGCAGCCUCAAGAAGCACGAAGCCUGUUCCCCUGCAUCGACAGUCCAGAAGCAAAGGCAAUGUUCCAAGCCGUCAUAGUCCACCCAGUGGGAACCUAUGCCUUGUUCAAUAUGAAGGAAGCAAAUAUCACGACUGAGGGGUAG